Saccoglossus kowalevskii is the source of this 2903-nucleotide messenger RNA. RefSeq names its product ras-related protein Rab-2A. NCBI's taxonomy places the organism in Eukaryota, Metazoa, Hemichordata, Enteropneusta, Harrimaniidae. Gene Ontology annotation, molecular function: GTPase activity; GTP binding. The record is from RefSeq and is a predicted model, not a curated record.
UUACAGGUGUAGAAUUUGGUGCACGAAUGAUUACAAUUGAUGGCAAACAAAUAAAACUUCAGAUAUGGGACACAGCUGGCCAAGAGUCUUUCCGUUCAAUUACAAGGUCGUACUACCGUGGAGCAGCAGGAGCAUUACUUGUGUACGACAUUACAAGGAGAGAUACCUUUAAUCACUUGACCACAUGGCUAGAAGACGCUCGCCAGCAUUCCAAUUCAAAUAUGGUAAUUAUGUUAAUCGGAAACAAGAGUGACUUAGAAGCUCGGCGUGAUGUCAAGAAAGAGGAGGGGGAAGCAUUUGCAAGAGAGCAUGGGUUGAUUUUUAUGGAGACCUCAGCCAAGACUGCAGCUAACGUAGAGGAAGCUUUUAUUAACACUGCUAAAGAAAUUUACGAAAAGAUUCAAGAAGGAGUAUUUGAUAUUAACAAUGAGGCAAAUGGAAUCAAACUUGGACCACAACAUUCACCAACAAAUCCCACCUUACCAUCUUCAGGCGGAGGACAACAAUCGGGUGGCGGCUGCUGUUAAAGAAGACACCUAGAAUUACUGAACACUUGAUUUUUAUUGUACGUUAGGACUUGGUUGAAAAGUAAAACAGGAAAGUCUCUAUGGAAGAUGCCUUGAAAGUUCUCCUGAAGUAGACCUAGCGUAUGAUGAAGUCCAGCAAAUUUUGAUUUUAAUUUAAUGCUUUGAAUGAGAUGCAUAAAGAAAAACUGUCAGUGGUUGUUCUAGUAUAAAAAAGAAUUGUUAUAGUAUUGUACAGUCAGUUUAUUCUAAUCUUUUAGAUGUAAUAUUACACUUACCAUGCUGUGGUGUGUCCUCCCUAUGUUGGCGGUUGGAUUAUCAUAAAUUACUCCUUCCUCUUCUAGUGAUCUGUUUUAACACAAUAUGGCAGCCAAUGUAGUCUUUUUAUGUAAUCUUAGGGGGUCCCUGAUGCAUGGGUAGGCCUUUUAUGUAAUGUUAAGGGUCCCUGUUGCAUGUGAAGUAAUCAGCAUGGUUUAUUUGCAAUGACAAACCAAAUCACUGAGUUUUAACAUUGUCUGUAAUUAUCAUACUUUUAUAUGUGCUUCGCGAUAUGUCUGACAUCUACUCUAGCUAUACAUAUGCACUGAAAAAAAAAAUAUUUAAGUUCAAAAGAAAAAAUACUAUUUAAAUUAACGGUGAUUGCAUGCGUUUAACUGAGAAUGGCAUGACGUUUCUGUACAUAUAAUCUACAAUGCUGGAUGAUACCUAUUCUUUCAGUUCCAAGUGGCUGAUGGGAUGGAUAGACAUCAUUUUAGUUGAUGUAACUGAGUAGUCAGUGGAUAGUUUGUGUUUUAUCAUGUUUAUGGUGUUUUUGUUAUUAUAUAGCUUUAUUUAUUUUAGUAUGUUUGGAUAUGGUUAUCCAAACAAACCUGAAACAUGACCUAUGUUGUCUUUCUGUCUGUGCAUAAUUAUUACUAGACUGUUUUUCGUGGUUAGACGGACACUUAACUUCGUUUCUGGGCAUAAAUUUUUAACAAUUGCCAUUCGCAAGUAUGUUGUGUAACAACGAUCAUGGAAGAGUGAAAUGUCAAUUUUUUGACGCUGUUUACUGAAUAGCCUAUUUGUGAUUACAGUAUUCUGUAUAUAAUGGGCCUCAUUAGUGUUAAGAUUUAGUGAUGCCUGAUACGUGCGUUGUACCUUGUACACACACAGUAUUGCCUCCAUCAAAGUUCUCUGAAAAAAAAUUCUAUUAACAUAUGAAAAAAAAAAAAAUAUUUAUAUAUUGAAUAUUGCCAAUCUGUACAACAGCUGUGGCCUUUAUGUAAUGUACGAGUGGGUAUUAUUUGUGUUACUGUGGAAGCGUACUGAAUGGAGGCUUCACCCGAUUCUGACUUCUAGCACAAGUAUUUCCUUUCGUUUUAUCUAAACCAUGGGUUGCGAAUGAUAUGCGUUAACAGGUGGUGGUUGCAGGGUGUAUUGUUUACAUCAGAAAUUGUUUUUUUGAGUUCUAUGGUUUGGAUGAAUUGUGUGAAGGUCACGCAUAUCACUCUACAUCAAAAUUGAAAUCUACAAAAUACAACUGUGAAACCAAACCAUUCAAAUUUGUUUUUUGUUAAGAAAGAGAAAAAGAAAUUUCCAGGGACUGUUAAUGAUUGCACUUCCUUUCCUUCCUUGGAUUGGCAUGUAAUUCAGGACGCUAAAGUGCGAUGAAAGUAAGUUGUAUUGUGUAUAUAAAUCGUAAGAUCGAUUUUGUUUGCAGGGAUAAUAAACUAAUACUCAGAAUGCAACAAGACCCUGUACCAACUCAAACUCACUGAAUUUUAUUUUACAAAAUCUGGAACUGUUAAAUUCUGCUUUUACUUCUCUCUUUCUCUAUAUCUUGCAGUGUUAUGAACCACAUAUUCUAAUGUGAAUUUGGAGUGCAGUUUAUAAAAUAUCGUCACCCUGAAUUCCGGCCUCUCAUUCUCUUGUUGACUUGUUUAAACUUGAUAGUUGAUGCAACAACAAAUGCAUGCCACUCUAAAAAAAAAAAAAAACUGUAUAACUUUUACAUUACUGUAAUUCUUUAUUACUUUCAUGAUAUAUGUAUCCAUUGAGUAGGAUACAAGAUACUGAAAGGCUUUGUGAGUCGCACAAUGCUUCUUUUAUGUGAGUGGUGUACAUUUUUAUGCUGGAUUUCUGGCUAGAUUCUCACUCGUACUCAUUUACACAAUCCUUGCAAUUGCUUCAAAGUGCAAUUUAGUGUUCUUAAAAUAAACUGGUGAAUAUUUUCACGUGAAGUUCAGUCAGUGCAUAUUAUUUUCAUGACUAUUUCUAUAUAUAUAUCCAGAUUCUGAGCUAAUACGAUAUAAAUCUUGGAAACAUGUUGGCAAAACAGUUGAACUGUCUGUGUAUUAAUAAUAGCUAGUUAUUGAUGAAAUAAAAAGAAAUUGCUGUAAA